AUGGUACUCCAGUCGUCAUUAAAAAACUGCUUUCAGCUAUCCUGCAUCCUCAGGACUCCAAAAGCUGCCUUCAGAAGCACAACCAGUGGAGGCCUCAUUAUCCAGUCUAUUUCUAAUGACGUUUACCAAAAUCUAGCUGUGGAAGACUGGAUCCAUGACCACAUGAACUUAGAAAACCAACCUGUACUUUUCCUGUGGAGAAAUGCCCCUGCUGUGGUAAUAGGGAGGCAUCAGAAUCCCUGGCAGGACUUUUCAGGAAUGAACCUCAGGCUAAUGAGGCAAAAAAAUAUAAAGUUAGCCAGGAGAAGAAGUGGAGGAGGGACAGUUUACCAUGACUUAGGUAAUAUCAAUUUGACUUUCUUUACAACCAGAAAAAAAUACGAACGAAUGGAAAACCUGAAGCUAGUGGUGAAGGCACUGAAGGGCUUGCGGCCCCGGUUAGACAUACAUGUCACCGACAGGUACGACAUCUUGCUAGACAGGCAGUACAAAAUCUCAGGGACUGCUGCAAAACUGGGAAGGACAAGUGCUUAUCACCACUGUACCUUACUCUGUAACGCUGAUAGGUUUGUACUGUCUUCUGUGCUCAAGAGUCCUUACACAGGGCUAAAAAGCAAUGCCACUGCUAGUGUGCCUGCCUCAGUGAAAAAUCUCCUUGAAGAGGAUCCUAGUUUAACGUGUGAGAUGCUCCUGGAUGCCAUUGCUGAAGAAUAUGCUACGCAACACCAAAUAGAUCAUCAUAUUACCUUGAUAAACCCAGCUGAUGAGGCUGUGCUUCCUGGAAUUAAUAAUAAAACUGAAGAACUACAAGCCUGGGAAUGGGUAUAUGGGAAGACACCAAAGUUCAGCAUUAGCACUUGUUUUAACAUGGUCUAUAAAGAUUCUGUUCUUGAUGUUAAAGUAGAUAUGGAUGUCAAACAUGGAAGGAUUGAAGUCUGUAACAUUGAUCUGCCAGAGCAGUGGCUGCCACCAGCACUGUGCAGCGAACUGGUGAAGGGCCUUACUGGCAGCAAGUUUUGCCCAAAUGAAACCACUACACUAGCAACAACAUUACUAAGAGUGUGUCCACAAGACGAAGAGUUGCACAACAGGUGGAAUCUGCUGUGUGAGAAUAUGGUGAUGCUAAUGUGACUUGCACUUUGAAAAUGUAAUUUAAACUGCUGCUGCUUUUUUAUCUAAUUUAUUGAAGACAAAAUCAA
This is a messenger RNA of Chaetura pelagica (chimney swift), 1199 nucleotides long. It is a transcript of the gene LIPT1, whose product is annotated as lipoyltransferase 1. Gene Ontology annotation, cellular component: mitochondrion; cytoplasm. Gene Ontology annotation, biological process: protein lipoylation. Gene Ontology annotation, molecular function: lipoyltransferase activity. NCBI's taxonomy places the organism in Eukaryota, Metazoa, Chordata, Aves, Apodiformes, Apodidae. The record is from RefSeq and is a predicted model, not a curated record.